AUGCUAAGUUCACUUUUUAAAUUUAUUAUCUUUCGAGCUUUUUUAAGUUUUUUCGUUUUAGACAGCCUUACUGAAUGUGAGGACGAAGACGAUAAUUUCGAAAAUUUAAUGGAUGAUAUAACAUCGAAGAAACAAAAACUACAAAGUGAAAAUUCUCUUCAGAUGCACAUACGACGACCAAUGAAUGCAUUUAUGAUUUUCUCCAAGCGACAUCGGCCAAUUGUUCAUGAAAAAUAUCCAAAUAGGGAUAAUCGGACAGUAUCGAAAAUCUUAGGCGAAUGGUGGUAUGCACUGGGUGUUGAGGAAAAGAAAAAAUACCACGACCUAGCUACUCAAGUAAAAGAAGCUCAUUUUCGUGCUCACCCAGAUUGGAAGUGGUGCAGCCGGGAACGCCGGAAAUCUGUUAAUGGAACACGGAAAGAAAUCGACCCAAUUUCAGAUGAAGACGCUCAUAACAAUCUCGAUGUCGACAAUUCUGAUCAAAUGGCUUCUGACUGUAUAGAAGGAAAAGUUUUACCUUUGUUCAGUCCUGCACUAAUCACCGUAUAUAUUAACUUUUUUCAUAAAAAAUCAUGA
Molecule: messenger RNA, 576 nt
Organism: Dracunculus medinensis (Guinea worm)
Lineage: Eukaryota; Metazoa; Nematoda; Chromadorea; Rhabditida; Dracunculidae
Source: the annotation of a GenBank genome assembly